This is a messenger RNA of Physeter macrocephalus (sperm whale), 2677 nucleotides long. Its product is annotated as serine/threonine-protein kinase Nek3. Lineage: Eukaryota; Metazoa; Chordata; Mammalia; Artiodactyla; Physeteridae. The record is from RefSeq and is a predicted model, not a curated record. The coding region runs from base 53 to 1549 and encodes 498 amino acids. Gene Ontology annotation, biological process: protein phosphorylation. Gene Ontology annotation, molecular function: protein kinase activity; ATP binding. The transcript has 16 exons.
GUUGGGAGAGCCGGUGGUGACGUGGGAGUGGAGCCCCUGUGCGGUGCCCAGCAUGGACAGUUACACGGUCCUGAGAGUGAUCGGGGAGGGCUCCUUUGGCAGAGCCCUUUUGGUUCAGCAGGAGAGCAGUAAUCAGAUGUUUGCCAUGAAAGAAAUAAGGCUUCCCAAGUCUUUCUCUGACACACAGAAUUCUAGGAAGGAGGCUGUUCUGUUAGCCAAAAUGAAACACCCCAAUAUUGUUGCCUUUAAGGAAUCAUUUGAAGCUGAAGGACAUCUGUAUAUUGUGAUGGAGUAUUGUGAUGGAGGGGACCUGAUGCAGAAGAUUAAACAUCAGAAAGGGAAGUUGUUUCCUGAAGAUAUGAUACUUAACUGGUUUACACAAAUGUGCCUUGGAGUAAAUCACAUUCACAAGAAACGUGUGUUACACAGAGAUAUCAAGUCCAAGAAUAUCUUCCUCACCCAAAAGGGAAAAGUAAAAUUGGGUGAUUUUGGAUCUGCCCGUCUUCUCUCCAGUCCCAUGGCGUUUGCUUGUACAUAUGUGGGAACACCUUAUUAUGUGCCCCCAGAGAUUUGGGAAAACAUGCCUUAUAACAAUAAAAGAGCUGAGAGGAGCUACAUGUACAUGCUGAAAGAAAGGCUGGUCAUUUCUGGGGACAGUGACAUCUGGUCCUUGGGAUGCAUUCUCUACGAACUCUGUACCCUUAAGCAUCCAUUUCAGGCAAAUAGUUGGAAAAGUCUUAUCCUCAAAAUUUGUCAGGGGUCCGUGAGCCCACUGCCAUCCCAUUAUUCCUAUGAACUCCAGCAUCUGAUCAAGCAGAUGUUUAAAAAGAAUCCCUCAUCUCGCCCUUCAGCUACAACUCUUCUCUCCAGAGGCUCUUUAGCUCAGCUCAUCCAGAAGUGCUUACCCCCAGAGAUCAUCACAGAAUAUGGUGAACAGGUAUUAGAAGAAACCAAAAAAUCUAUGCAUAGUACACCAAGAAAAAAGGACCCCGGCAGAAUCAGGAUAGCUUUGGAAAAUGAAGCAAGCACAGUGCAAAGGGAAGAACCAGGUGGAAAGUGUAGCCACACUGACUUAGAAAGCAUUAAUAAAAAUUCGGUUGAAAGUGCACUGAGGAGAGUAAACAGAGAAGAGAUAGCCAGUUCACCAGGUCCUCUCAGGCGACAGUGGGAGAAAAAUGUAUCCAGUACAGCUCUUACAGCUUUGGAAAAUGCAUCCUUACUCACCUCCAGUUUAAUGGCAGAGGACGAUAGAGGUGGUUCUGUAAUAAAGUACAGUGAAAAUAAUACCCGUAAGCAGUGGCUCAAAGAGACUCCUGAGACCUUGUUGAACAUUCUUAAGCAUGCUGACCUCAGCUUGGCAUUUCAAACAUACACAAUAUAUAGACCAGGUGCAGAAGGGUUCUUGAAAGGCCCCCUGUUUGAGGAAACAGAAGCAUCAGAUGAUGUUGAUGGAAGUCAUGAUUCUGUCAUUCUGGAUCCAGAGAGACUCGAACCUGGACUGGAUGAGGAGGAUACACCCCUGAUGACAUUUUUGAGGCGUACUGGUUAGAUGUUUGGUAAAAUGUCCCUCAAUUUGGGAUUGUCUGAUGUUUUUCUCACGAUGGGACCGAGUGUGAGUGUUUGACCAGCACAGACGUGAAGUGCCCUUCCCGAUACAUCCUGUCAGGGGUGUGCCAUCUCCUCACGACAUUACUGCUGUUGUUAACGUUGAUCUCUUGGCUCAGGCAGUGUCUGCCGGGGUCUCUGCUGUAAGUUCCUAAUUUUACAUUUCCAUGUUCUAGUCACUCUGAGACACUAAAUCCAGCCUAUUCUCAAGUGGAGAGGAUAUUGCCAGGUACUUGGCUUCCAUAAAUACUGUAUUUGAUACCUCUUAGACAUCUGAAAUCUUAGCACUGCCCCAGGGUGGAAACAUUUCCAAACCAACCAACACAGGGAACUUGAAACUAUGUAUAGUUACUGAGAGAUUGAACGAAUCCUGAUGGGAUGACAAAUCCUUUUGAAAGUCAGAUGGUUUGCAGGGUUUUGCUUAUAACAGAAAUUUCAAGAGAUUCUAAUGGAUGAUUAGAAACCAAUUUUAGUGAUAGAUUACUAUAUAAUUCUUGAGAUACAACUAGGCAAGAAUUGAGGGUCACUUUUAACAAAACUUCCAAUUCCAUUUACUUACACGAAUAAGGUUUUUCAGCACUUACAGCUUUAAAAAAAAGAGGUUUGAUGAAAUAAAAUUAUUUUUAAGACAGGACAAGAACAUUUUUUAAACAAAAUUUUCUCUCUGUUGGUUUCUACCACUACCCCUUUUUAGUGUGCAUUGUGCAUGUGCAUAUUAUACAUUAGCCAGACACCCUUAGAAGACACAGAAAUGCCUGCUCACCAAAAAACACAAAACAACAACACCCCCCCCCCCCCCACAAACAGCAAUUUUCUCUUGGUAUCAGCAAGGUAACUCCUCAGGGGAUAACAUUUCUUUCUUAAUCCUGUAAGGGGUCACGAUGACCCACUACUCACCUUGCUGGACUGUGUAAACUGUCAGUAUGUUACUCUGAUGUACAAUAUAACCUUUUGUCUUGAAAACUUACGUAAUUGUGCUUUGCGCGGAACAAUCCUCAGAGCUUUCUGAAAGACUGUCCCCUGGGUUAUAAUCCUCAGGUUGGCGCAAAUAAAAUUCUCCAUUUCUUUCUUA